UCUUUCUUUCUUCCUCAUGAGAAGAAGAAAAAAACAGGAAAACAAAAAAUUCAAGCUGCGAUUGCGAAGGAGAGACUUCAGAUCUAGCUUGAUCCGGUGAUAAUGGCUCUCGAAUGGGUGGUUUUAGGUUACGCGGCGGCGGCCGAAGCGAUUAUGGUGGUGCUAUUGACGAUGCCGGGACUUGACGGACUCCGCAAGGGAUUAGUCGCCGUCACGCGUAAUCUCCUCAAACCGUUUCUCUCGAUUGUUCCUUUCUGUCUGUUCCUCUUAAUGGACAUCUACUGGAAAUACGAAACUAUGCCUUCGUGCGACGGCGAUUCCUGCACACCGUCGGAGCAUCUUCGUCACCAGAAAUCAAUGAUGAAAUCCCAGCGAAACGCGCUUCUGAUUGCGGCUGCACUUGUGUUCUACUGGAUCCUUUACUCAGUUACCAAUUUGGUUGUCAGGAUCGAGCAUCUUAACCAGAGGAUCGAGAGGCUCAAGAACAAGGAUUGAUCGUCUCGUCUAAGGUCCAAUCAAUUAGUGUAAUGCCUUUUUUUUGGUUUUCGAGGAUCUUUCUUAUUUCGCUAGGUUUUCUCUUUUUCAACGUCUCUGAUCUGUGCCUUUAUGUUCUGGAGAUUGAAGGAUUAUUCCUACUUUUCUAUGCUUGGAUUCUUAUUUGUUACCAGAUUGAGAUUGUUUUUUUUUGUUGAAUUUUGAUUGACUAU
Messenger RNA from Arabidopsis lyrata subsp. lyrata, 707 nucleotides. RefSeq lists its product as uncharacterized. NCBI's taxonomy places the organism in Eukaryota, Viridiplantae, Streptophyta, Magnoliopsida, Brassicales, Brassicaceae. Gene Ontology annotation, cellular component: endoplasmic reticulum membrane; endoplasmic reticulum. The record is from RefSeq and is a predicted model, not a curated record. The coding region runs from base 103 to 495 and encodes 130 amino acids. The transcript has a single exon. Gene Ontology annotation, biological process: intracellular protein transport; endoplasmic reticulum to Golgi vesicle-mediated transport.